AUGGAUUACCUUCUUUUUCUCGGAUUACUUUCAUCAGCUAUUGCUAUGCGAUGGAUUAUUGCUCUAUAUCCUUAUUCAGGGUAUAACAAACCACCAAUGUUUGGAGAUUUCGAAGCACAGCGUCAUUGGAUGGAAUUAACAGUCAAUCUACCGAUUAAUGAAUGGUAUCAAAAUUCAUCUUUAAAUAAUUUAACUUAUUGGGGUUUAGAUUACCCAUUAUUAACAGCUUAUCAUUCAUAUAUUUGUGGAUGGAUUUCGAAUAAAAUUAAUCCUAUAUGGUGUGCUUUGAAAGAAUCACAUGGACAUGAAAGUAGUUCACAUAAACUAUUCAUGCGUUAUACUGUCUUUAUUGCUGAUCUUCUUAUCUAUUAUCCAGCUGUUUUCUAUGCUUAUCGAUCGGAUUUACUUAAUAAGAAUACCGCAACAAAAAAAUUUACAGUAUUAUUAACAAAUCUUUUUUAUCCUCUUUUAAUUCUAAUUGAUCAUGGUCAUUUUCAAUAUAAUUCUAUUAGCCUUGGUUUAGCAUUGAUUACAUUUGUAAUGGCUACUCAAAAAAAUUUAAUUCUUUUUUCAGCUAUGUUUUUUACAUUAUCACUUAAUUACAAACAAAUGGAACUUUAUCAUGCUAUACCUAUAUUUGUCUAUCUGUUAUCAGCAUAUUGUUUUGAAGAAAGAAAGAUCAAAUUGAAGACAUUUUUAUCAUUGGGGCUCGUUGUAAUUACAACAUUUUUUAUCAUAUGGAUACCAGUAUUAAGACAUGAGCCUCUUGCUGUCAUUAAACGACUUUUUCCAUUCGAAAGAGGUUUAUAUGAAGAUAAAGUUGCCAACUUUUGGUGUACAAUUAAUUUAAUUGUUAAACUACGAUCAAAAUUUGAACAUGGAACAUUAGCUAAAUUAUGUUUAUUGACAACAUCAUUGAGUAUUUUACCAUCAUGUUAUAUGCUUUUUCGUCGACCAACAGUUCGAAAUUUUUAUAUUAGUCUUUUUAAUGUUUCUCUUUGUUUCUAUUUAUUCUCAUUCCAAGUUCAUGAAAAAACAAUUUUACUUCCAUGUUUACCAUUGAUUUUGCUUUCAGCAACAUAUCCUGCUGAAUGUUUUGCUUUUCUACAAUUUGCUAUGAUUAGUGCCUUUCCUUUAAUGAUAAAAGAUAAUCUUGUAUUUAUCUUCUGGUUAACAUUCUUGGGUUUUUCUAUUCUUGCUUUUCAACGAUUAUACAUACAUUUAAAUCAAAUAUCAAUAAUUCAAUUAUUUUUCUCAAUUUUAUGCAUAAUAAUAACAUGUCCACUGUUAAUCGCUGCUAUUUAUAUUCAACCACCCGUACGUUAUCCAGAUUUAUGGAUUGUUCUUAUUAGUGCUUGUUCAUGUGUUUAUUUCUUGAUCAUACUUGUUCAAUUUCAUAUAUAUCAAUUCAAAGAAAUGACACUUCAAAUAAAAAAAACUAACUAA
Messenger RNA from Rotaria sp. Silwood1, 1446 nucleotides. Lineage: Eukaryota; Metazoa; Rotifera; Eurotatoria; Philodinida; Philodinidae. The record is from the annotation of a GenBank genome assembly.